AUGGAGAAUGAUAUGAAUUUAAAAGAAAAUACGGUUAAACCGAUUAAAAAAGUAUAUUUACCUCCAAAUAGAAGGAAUCCGCCACCUGAGUCCUUAAAUAUUAAUAAAAAUAUAUCAAACACAUUAACAAGACAAUAUAAUGGAAAUGAUUUAUUAAAUUCAAAUAAUAAAAAUUCAAAUGUUGUUGAACGGAAUAUUCCACUCAAUUCUGAUGAUAUAAAUUCUUUCUCAUCUAAUCUUGAUCGUAAUUUACGUUUAUCUACUGACCGUUCCGGUGACCGUACCACCGAACGUACCACCGAACGUACCUCGGAACGGACUAUUAGCAGUACUUCGGAACGUACUAUAGGUGAUCGUACUAGUGAAAGGACUAUAAGUAGUACUAGUGGUCGUACUAUAACUACUGAACGUUCAAUCACCGGUGAUCGUACAACUGAACGUACUAUUACUGGAGAUCGCACUAGUGAACGUACAAUUAGUACUACAAGUGACCGUACAUUUACUAGUGACCGUAUGAGUGAUCGUAUGGGAGAUAGAAUAGAAAAAAAGUAUAGUAGAUAUUAUAGUGGUAAAGUCCCGACAUUAUGGGCAAUAAGAGGAGAUCGUCGAUAUUAUGAGGAGAAGGAAUCGGAAGUAUUUGAGCCGAAGAAUAGAAUGAGUACGGGGAUAAAUUUCAAUAGUUAUGAUAACAUUCCAGUCCAGAUGACAGGCCACGAGAGUGGGUCAAUAAAGCCAAUAGAGGAGUUUGAUACAUCAGUACAUUCGAAAUUGGUACCAAAUAUAAGGAAAGUAAAUUAUACAAAGCCGACGCCAAUACAGAGGCAUUCGAUUCCAGUAAUUUUGGCUGGUAGAGAUUUGAUGGCGUGUGCGCAGACUGGAUCAGGUAAGACAGCGGCAUUUUUAUUACCAAUUGUGACAUCAAUGUUGAGGACAGGACCACCAAAACAACCUUCAUUAGGUCCACUAUACAAUUCCAGAGUAGCACUUCCAGUUUGUCUAGUGCUAUCACCAACACGUGAACUUGCAGUUCAGACCUAUACUGAGUCAAGAAAGUUUAAUUUUGGUACUGGGAUUAGGACAGUAGUAUUAUAUGGCGGUUCGGAAGUUAGAAGACAAUUAAUAGAAUUAGAGCGUGGCUGUGAUAUUUGUGUAGCCACACCAGGUCGUCUUACAGAUCUUGUCGAACGGAGAAAAAUUGUUUUUUCUUGUAUUAAAUAUCUUGUGUUAGAUGAAGCUGAUCGUAUGUUAGAUAUGGGUUUCUCACCACAAAUUAAAUCUAUAUUAUCACAUCCAACCAUGACAUCUAAUGUAGAUAAUAGUGAUAGGGUUAGGGGUGGUAGUGAUAGUAGGGUUAGUAGUAUUAGGGGUGAGGGUAGGAGUACUAAGGAUAGUGUAAGGGAUAGUAUGGAAACCCCUUUGGGGGUUAAGGAAGACCCUUUCGGGGCUGGUGGUACUACUUCUCUUGGUGGAGCAGACACCGUAACGGGAGACACCGUAAAGGAGAAAAAAAUAUUACGUCAAACAGUAAUGUUUAGUGCAACAUUUCCAAAAGAAAUACAACAAUUAGCUCGAGAAUUUUUGAAUGAUUAUAUAUACUUGGCAGUGGGUAGAGUAGGAUCAACAAAUGAAUUUAUAAAGCAAAGAUUAUUAUACGCAGAUCAAGACCAGAAGAUCAAAUAUUUGAUUAAACUCUUGAAAGAUAAUACGAAUCUGGGAGGAUUGGUAUUAAUAUUCGUAGAGACGAAGAAGAGAGCAGAUUUAAUUGAAGGAUAUUUACUGAGUGAGAAUUUCAAGGCAGUGAAUAUACAUGGAGACAGAAGUCAAGAGGAUAGAGAAAAGGCCUUAAGUUUAUUUAAGGCAGGUGUAAGACCAAUUAUGGUAGCAACAGAUGUAGCAGCUAGAGGUCUAGAUAUCAGUAAUAUAACUCAUGUAAUUAAUUGUGAUUUACCAACGAAUAUUGAUGACUAUGUACAUCGGAUUGGUAGGACAGGUCGAGCUGGUAAUAUUGGUAUAGCCACUUCAUUAGUCAAUGAAUCCAAUCGACCUAUACUCAAGGAUUUAUUAUUAUUAUUACAAGAAAGUAAUCAAGAGAUACCCAUUUGGUUCAAAAAAUUAGUCAACACUAUUAGUAAACGGAAUACUGGCAAGAAAUUCAUCAUGACACGUGAUGUCGAUUUAAAAAAAUCAAAUACUAAUACAUUUCAAGAAUUUGAAGAUGAUUGGUGCAACCUAACUGAGGGAAAGGGAGCUAAUUCUACAGCUAUGGAGUGUACUACUGGAAAGGGAGCUAAUUACACUUUUGGUGCUCCUGGAAAGAGGCCUAAUUCUAUGGUUACAGAGUGUAUUGUAGAUUCUUUGUGGAUUAAUUUGUAUUGUAUUAAUAAUUUAAUGUAA
Molecule: messenger RNA, 2394 nt
Organism: Theileria annulata
Lineage: Eukaryota; Apicomplexa; Aconoidasida; Piroplasmida; Theileriidae
Product: DEAD-box family (RNA) helicase, putative
Exons: 3
Coding region: 1-2394 (797 amino acids)
Cellular component (GO): nucleus
Molecular function (GO): RNA binding; RNA helicase activity; ATP binding
Source: RefSeq, a predicted model, not a curated record